Messenger RNA from Vollenhovia emeryi, 1112 nucleotides. RefSeq lists its product as uncharacterized. The transcript is spliced from 2 exons. The annotation marks the transcript as partial. The record is from RefSeq and is a predicted model, not a curated record. Gene Ontology annotation, biological process: DNA integration. Gene Ontology annotation, molecular function: nucleic acid binding. Lineage: Eukaryota; Metazoa; Arthropoda; Insecta; Hymenoptera; Formicidae.
CUCACCGAAUAACUCAAAUUCAAGAAAACACGGAUUCGCGAUUCUGGCGGCACGUUCGUUCGGAUGAUAAUCCGGCCGAUGCGUUAUCUAGGGGUCAAUUACCGAGCAUCUUUUUGAAGAUCCGUACAUGGUUCUUCGGACCAUCUUGGUUGGCCGAGGAGGAGCACAUCUGGCCUCAUGAAAUCAUAUCGCUAAAAGAAAUACCAGAAUUAAAGAAAAAUACUUGUUUAGUCUCGACCACGGAAGAAUUCAAUGCUGAUUCGACUAAAUACAAAAUGGGCGAUUUACCGAAACCUCGAAUAUGUAACGCAAAUCCAUUCGCGAACACGGGUAUUGAUUAUUGCGGCCCAUUCUAUAUUAAAAAGAAAAAACAUCGAAAUCGCAACCGAGUCAAGGUAUACGUCUGCGUAUUUAUAUGCAUGGCUGUAAAGGCAGUCCUUCUGGAAAUCGUAAGCGAUUUAAGCACUGACGGGUUUUUAGCAGCAUUACGGCGUUUUAUCGCGAGACGAGGUAUUCCAGAACAAAUAUAUUCUGACAAUGGAACCAAUUUUAAAUGUGCGAAUAAUCACUUGAAGGAACUGUACGUUCUUUUAAAUUCCGACGAACACCGGAAUAAGACUAGUCGAUUUGCCGUGGAACAUCAUAUUGCUUGGCACUUCAUAUCGCCCACAGCUCCACAUUUUGGAGGACUUUGGGAAUCCACGGUAAAAUUAUUUAAACACCAUUUUAAGAGAGUGGUCAGAGAACUCCUUUUUACAUUCGAAGAACUUAACACCUUCACGAUAGAAAUUGAAGGAAUACUGAAUUCAAGGCCUAUCUCUUAUAUCUCUUCCGAUCCUAAUGAUCCUUUAGUUCUUACACCCGCACAUUGCUUAAUCGGUCGCCCAUUGAUCAAUAUGCCCGAACCUAAUUUGUCGUCUGUCCCAGCAAAUCGUCUAUCAACUUGGCAACACAUCUCCAAAGUACGACAAGAUUUUUGGUCACGAUGGAGCUUAGAAUAUUUGAACGAGCUCCAAAUUCGGCGCAAAUGGAUCAAAGACGAGCCUAACUUAAAUAUCGGAUCCAUCGUGCUUCUCAAGGAAAGAAAUAUCCCAGUCGACACAGUUAUAUAA